This is a messenger RNA of Phasianus colchicus (ring-necked pheasant), 1483 nucleotides long. RefSeq names its product methionine sulfoxide reductase B1 (gene MSRB1). The record is from RefSeq and is a predicted model, not a curated record. Lineage: Eukaryota; Metazoa; Chordata; Aves; Galliformes; Phasianidae. Gene Ontology annotation, molecular function: peptide-methionine (R)-S-oxide reductase activity. Gene Ontology annotation, cellular component: nucleus. Gene Ontology annotation, biological process: protein repair.
CCGGGGCGGUACCGGGGCGGUACCGGGGCGGAGCCGGGCGGCAGCGGACGCAGCCAUGUCGUUCUGCUCGUUUUUCGGAGGCGAAGUAUUCAAGGACCACUUCGAACCGGGUGUGUAUGUAUGCGCCCGGUGCGGCUAUGAGCUGUUCUCCAGCCGUGCAAAAUACGAGCACUCAUCCCCCUGGCCGGCCUUCACCGAGACCAUCCACGAGGACAGCGUGUCUAAGCGCAAGGAGCGUCCGGGGGCCUUGAAGGUGUCCUGUGGCAAGUGUGGCAAUGGGCUGGGCCACGAGUUCCUCAACGAUGGCCCCAAGCGGGGGCAGUCCCGGUUCUGAAUAUUCAGCAGCUCGCUCAAAUUCAUCCCUAAAGGCAAAUCAGACAAAGACCCACAGGAGAAGUAAGCAAGCUGCUCUACAUGACUACUGUGAGGGGCCAUUCUCACAGCUGGGAUGUAUGGGAGCAGGGACUGUGACUGAGCCCCUGAUUUCCCAGUCUGCUUCCCUGCUCCGAGUCACCUCAGUCAUGGGUCUGGGAGGGAGCUGGGGGUGGGGAGAAGGGCUGCUGAGCUGCACAUGCUGGCAGAGAUUGUUUGGCACAAAUUAUGCUGAAGGCUGCAGCUCUUUGUUUCACCUGCCCUUUCCCCCUCCCCAGCCAUCCCUCCUCCCCAGUUAUCCCUUCCUCUGCCCAUGGCAAGCAGUGUGUGCUGGGACUGUCACCAUCACAGCCAAGAAGGGCUGGCUGUGACCCAUCACCACUGCCACCUGGAGCUGCUCUGCUGCCAUCUCCUGCUGGAUUAGCUGGGAUCAGAAUCCGGGUUAAUCUCUGGUGCUAUUCUGGGCUGGGAUCAUGGUAUGAAUUGUCCUCUGUAAAUCCUCCUGGGAUGCGAGGGCAGUGAUGUUUUAUGAUCCUGCUGGAUGGCAGCCAGGCGUUUAGCCCUUUGCCCAUCUUGCACAUAGCAGAGGUGGUUCUGGAUUCACUGUGACCUUGGGGCUUGGUUCCGGCCUCCCACCAUGUGUGUCACUGUGCUGUAACCCCAGUGAUGUUAACGGUUCCCCCUGCUGCAGGGAGGCCAGAACCAGCCUGCUGACUGCACCUCACACUACUCAGGCUUUACGAAUCACGUUUGCAUUCUCUCUGUGCUCAAAAGGGCUCUGGCACUGAUUUCUCCUUAAUUCAGGGCCUGAUUCGUGGCCUUCCCCUCACCAUCUUGCUUUGUUUACUGCCCAGAAACCAAAUCCUCCUCUUUGACAUCAGCAUAGAUGGAUUUUUGAACACAGCAACCCUUUGUCUGACCUUUGGGUCUGGCAUUGCAUCUGUGGUCAAUGCAUGUUACGGUUCGGCUGCACUCAGGGCACUUCAAAGGCUUUUCUCGGCAUUCAUUUCAUGUCUUCAAACCCCUCUGGCACUGAGAACUGCACUGUGCCAGCCUGUCACUGCUGGCCUGGUACCUCCAAAUACUGAUAAUAAACCACUGAUUCACUGUA